Coregonus sp. 'balchen' is the source of this 4215-nucleotide messenger RNA. The record is from the annotation of a GenBank genome assembly. Lineage: Eukaryota; Metazoa; Chordata; Actinopteri; Salmoniformes; Salmonidae.
GUAACUUUUAUUUACUUCCGAGUAGGACUGGAGAAAUGGCGGGUGUUUGCAGCGAUACAAUGGAUGAUUUGGAGGAUGGAGAGAUUUCUGGAUCAAACUCUGAUUCAGAAAUGGGAUCCACAGUUGAUGUUAAACCCCAGGUAAGGAGAUAAUUCAUUUAGACGUUCUUAAACAUGAGCAAUAUGGAUUGUUUGAUUCUGCAAAGUGGGAAUGGAAGCAAACAUUAGCUAAAGCUAGCUAACGUUAGCUACGUUCGCGACGCUAGCUUUGCAACGUAGCUACAGCACAAAUUGAAGAACAGUCUUUAGUUACAGCUUGCUAGAGGAGCACGUCGUCCACAAAGACUGCUGUAGUUUUUUUUGUUUCAAGUCUUAGUGGUCCUAGUGCAAGUGUGUGCUACAUUUAGCUAGCUAGCUAGCUAGUUCGCGUUGCUAUGGUGUGGACACUGUCAAGCUAAUUUCUGACUCUGCUGCACGUCAUCUAAUCUCGGUUAUCUAGAAGUAAUUCUCGAAAAAUGGUCACUUCACAUGAAUCUGUCCACAAGAGAUUACAUGUCAACUAACGUUAAUCAGAGGGGCCUACUACUUUGCUAUUAAAACCUGUUACAUUUUUUGUAAAAAUGUACAUACCCAAAAGUAAUUAUUUAUCACGAGGGCCAUAAACAAUACCUAGUAAUACUUAUACUGCCAGAAAUAUUAAAAUCUCACCUUUCUGGUAUAAAUUGUUAUAAAUUGCUGAGGUAGUCACUUUUCAGGACACAAAGUACACAGUAAAAAUGAUACAAAUAUGAAAAUUCAUACAUUGUUUUCCUAUUCCACAAAAGUGGGGGAAUAGGGCUUGAAAUGAUUGAAAAGCUUUCUAAAUAUAGUAAGACAUUUAUUUAGAAAUGACUUACUAUAAUAUUUCACCUUUCUUAUAACUUUAAAAUAGAUAUGAUCAUACAUGGUGACAGUACAAAAUUAGCACCAUUUCAUAUAACUAGAGAGCAUUUUCUGCCCAGUGUCCUCUGAGCAAAGUGGAGAUGCCAGCUGACUCUUUACAACUUCAGCUUUAAGGGAUUUCAUCCCUCUGUGACGAAGAGAAAGUGGUCUUGUUUAAAUUCUACAAAAAAAAAUUUUUUAUGUUGAGUGCUCUAAAUCCAUCUGAGAACAUCACUGUGAGAUUAAACUCUAGGGUCUCCUGUUUCAUAUGCCGUAUUGUAAGCAGAGCUGCGAGGUUCACAGGCAGAGGAAAUUGAUCCUUUGUCUGGAUAGGCCAGAAAAUGUGACAUGUCACUCCUUAUGCAAGUGAGGUGUCAGAUUUAACAUACUGCAUCUCAGAUGAGAGCGGAGAACGGCAUGUGAAACAGGACCACCAAAGCAUUCACGGAGUGCACAAAAAUGUAGGUCAGAACUGGUCCAGAACCGGUCAAAGUCCCCUAAAUAGGGGACUUAACGUUUAAGACGUUUUUGAAUGGCCUUGUAUAAUUUACUUUGUGCACGAUUGUUUAUUUUAAUCACUUGUAUAGAUUUAAAAGGCUUUGUCAUUCUGACAUCUGAAAAUGAUCUGACAGUCUUCUCUUCUCUUACCACCUAGAUGCCUGCAGCAGCUCCUACUUUCAGUGGCCAGUCUUUCCAGAGCAGGGCCCUUCCACAGACAGCCCCGUCAGCCACAAGCUACCGCAGCACCAUGAGAACCGCAGACUCCAGCGAUAGCGAACCAGACUCUGAUGAGGACGCAGCGGUGUGGAGGCGGAAGCGGCAGAAGUGCUCCAACGCUCCCCAACCUGCUCCGGUCCCCACUCCCCGCUUCGUAGCCCCCCAGGCUAACCCGGGUGCACCAGGCGGCCGCAAAGUCAACAACAUCUGGGGCUCUGUGGUUCAGGAGCAGACCCAGCAGGCAGUGGAAGCUGAGCUGGAUUUCCUUGGUGUGGAUGGUGCCAUUAGCAUGGCCAGCAGGCAGGUGGAGACCUACAACUACGUCCUGGCCCGCAAGCUCAUGGAGAAGGAGAGGGAGGAACAGGAGCCGGGCGAGGUAGCCAUGUUGGACACUCAGCUGGACGAGUACAUGAAGCGCGGCGGGCCAGCCGCCGAAGAGAAUGGAGGCGGCCAUUUUAAGAGGAAGCGAUCGGCCAAAGAGAGGCUGGGCCCCAGGGCUGAGAUGGACAUCAAGGGCCGGUAUGAGAUCACAGAGGAAGACCCAGACGACCGGGUGAUUGAAGAGAUAGCCCACAGGUGAGCUGGUUGGUUGGAGUAUCUCGGCUAUGUAAUAUUUGGCCAUAUGAAAUGUUUGGCUUGCCAUGCGGGCUAAAUACAAUGUCAUUAUUUUCUUCUUUCCACAGUGUCAACGAUAUCACACAGUCGUACAAUAACCUCAUACUAACUUGCGGAUCCCUUUUCUCCCCUCAAGGCUACAAGAGCCCAAAAAGGAAUUGAUUGAGCGAAUAGUGAGAGUCAUUGGGAAGAAGAAAGCAAUUGAACUGCUUGGAGAGACUGCCACACUUGAGGAGACUGGUGGUGUGUACACUAUGGUAUGCAUCUGUUCUCGUUUCAGUUUAUAUGAGAUAGAUAUAGCUGAGUUAAUUGACAACUCCUGUUAUAUGAUAUCCAUAAUGUCCCAAUUCUCGUCGCAAUUAAUCAACACUUGUGUAACUGCAUGCCUUUCUAAACAGAUUUGAAUUAGAACCCUUAUCCUAGACUGGUCUGUAACCACUUGUUAAGUCUGUGUGAAAUUAUUUGCCAAUUUGGUAUGUUCACCUCACUGUAGGAUGGCAGCAGGCGACGGACUCCUGGAGGGGUGUAUCUCAACUUGCUGAAGAACACUCCCAGUAUCACUAGUGAGCACCUCAAGGUAUGACACUUUUGAGACUGUAAAAUCAAGUGGCUUUUCAUGUACUUCUCUAAUCCCGUCCACUGAAUCAGUGUAGGCCUAUAUUUUUUCUGUUCUCCCCAUAUGCACACACUACAUUUUAAUAAUGUAAUUUCUGUAAACAUGUAAUUUUUUUAACAGGAAAUAUUUUACGACGAAAUCCAGAAGGACUACAAGGGCAAGAAGUCAGCGCAGAAGCGAAGGCGACACGUUGUCGCCAAGAAGAUGAAGCAGGCCAUCAACACGCUGAACCUGCAGGAACACGACGAUGUCUCCAGAGAAACGUUCGCCAGCGACACCAACGAGGCCUUGGAGUCUCUAGAGGUGGUUGCCGAAGAGGAGGGCCAACAGGAACCGGAGCCAGAGCCAGAACCUGCCAUGGGCACUGAGGACACACCCGUAGUCUACAACGCUGCUGACCUGGAGGUCUUUUGAUUCAAAAUGACAGCCCAGUGUCUGAACUUGUGCACUUCCCAAUGAGGACGUCCCACAAGGUUGUGGCAUCCACUGUGACAGACGGACGCUGCUCAGACACAAAAUGGUGAAUGCACUGUAAAUUACUGUCCACGACAGCGCUAUGUAAUACUAGACCUUCAUCCUCAUGUUAGUCUAACAAAUUAAGUUUUCCUCUUUAUCUGUCAGUUGAAGACCAAAGUUUGCAUCAGGAUUUGUUCGCGUUAGCAACGUGCUUACAGAGCAGCUAGUUACUAACCACAUAUACCACCUGACUAAUUUCAACAACAGAAAAAGUUUUUCUCCAUAAAUGGAUACCAACCCCUCAUAUUUGCGUCCUGGAAAGCAUAAGAUUUAGUUUGGCUUCUUUACUAAUGCUCUGUUUGUCCACAAUAAAGAUGUAAGGUGAAAAUAUGUCACGUAAGGAAUGGCUACUUGCUGUCUACUGUAUAUGUUUAUAGGGGGUUUUGUUUGUGCACUAGUUGGAUUGAACAGGAUCUCUGAGUGUUUGUCAUGUACAGGGGAACUGCACUAAGACCAAUCCUUAGAAGACUUGAGUAAGAUCAAAUCCGUUUUGAGAAUUUUCUUUAAAUACAAUUUAUGUUGGUUCCACCCUUUUUUUUUGGAUAGAUUUGAUCACAAGCCAGUGAUGUUGAGUGUUAUGAAAAAUGCAUGCAUCUUCAGAGAACCCAAGGUCUGUUUAAUUAGUUUGAGACUCUUUCGGUUAUGUUGCAUUGUGAGAUAAAGCACUAAAUUACUCCAGUUUCUUAACCCAUUGCCUUUUUUCCCCCCGUCUCUGGAUGACAUCUAGGAAAAAAUCAGUUUUGUGUUUCAACACAUUCCUUAUAGAAAAUAGGGACAAUUGCAAAAUAUUAUUAAUCUCUUUCAUUGUCCACCCUUUGCUUUAAUACAGUA